GUCGACUAUUAUUUGGCGCAGCUCUUGUCCGACCAAAACUGUUUGGCCGGUGGUCCAAACUGCAGCGUGAAGGCCCUUUUUUCCCCCAGAGUCUCCGGAAAGCGAACUCGAGAGUUGGAGGGGAACGAUCCGUUGGAGCCCCUCAAGAUGGAGCCGCCACCGAAUUAUCCCAAGAAGUUCUACUGUGGAGCCGGGCGCCGGCUGCGGAAGACGGGCCAACAGGACUGGCGGCCGGCCAAACCAGGCGAUGCCUCGAGGAAGACUGCCUAUGUCCUGGCUGUGGGAGAUUGGGGUGCCACGACCUGUCCUCAUGA
This is a messenger RNA of Cladocopium goreaui, 314 nucleotides long. The record is from the annotation of a GenBank genome assembly. NCBI's taxonomy places the organism in Eukaryota, Dinophyceae, Suessiales, Symbiodiniaceae.